UCUGUGUGCAAUGACAACUGCUACCCUGGCUAUAGCAGGAAAAAGAAGGAAGGGGAGAAAUUUUGCUGCUACGACUGUGCUCCAUGUCCAGAAGGGAUGAUCUCUAAGUGGAAAGACAUGGAUGCCUGUGCCAAUUGUCCAGAGGAUCAGUACCCCAAUAAGGAAAAAACUCAAUGUAUUCCCAAAGCUCCGAGCUACCUCUCUUACAAAGAAAAUUUAGGGGUCAGCUUAGUUACCUUAGCUAUUACUUUCUCCUUCCUCACAACCUUAGUACUCUUAACUUUUGUGAAGCACAGCGAUACCCCUAUAGUCAAAGCCAACAACCGCACCUUGACCUACAUCCUUCUCAUCUCCAUCCUCCUUUGCUUCCUCUGCUCCUUCCUCUUCAUUGGAAAGCCUGUAAAGGCAAUCUGCCUUCUCCGACAAACAGCAUUUGGCAUUGUCUUCUCUGUGGCCCUUUCCAGCAUUUUGGCAAAAACCAUCACUGUGGUUCUGGCAUUCAUGGCAACCAAGCCAGGAUCUAGGAUGAGGAAGUGGGUGGGGAAAGGACUGUCAAAUUCUAUUGUCCUUUCUUGCUCAUUCAUUCAAACUGGCAUUUGUAUUCUUUGGUUGAGAACUUCCCCUCCAUUCCCAGAUACAGAUAUGCACUCAGUCAUGGGGGAAAUAGUACUGGAAUGUAAUGAGGGUUCAGCUGCCAUGUUUUACUGUGUCUUGGGCUAUAUGGGUUUUUUGGCCAUUGUCAGUUUCUUUGUAGCUUUCCUAGCCAGGAAACUACCUGACAGUUUCAAUGAGGCCAAAUUUAUCACUUUCAGCAUGUUGGUGUUUUGCAGUGUUUGGAUAACCUUCAUUCCAACCUACCAAAGCACCAAAGGGAAAUACAUGGUAGCUGUGGAGAGUUUCUCCAUAUUAUCCUCCAGUGCUGGAUUACUGGGUUGCAUAUUUUUCCCUAAAUGUUACAUUAUUGUGCUUAAGCCAGAGUUGAACAGCAAGGCACAACUGAUAAACAGAAAAAAGUGA
This is a messenger RNA of Zootoca vivipara (common lizard), 1017 nucleotides long. RefSeq names its product vomeronasal type-2 receptor 26-like. Gene Ontology annotation, molecular function: G protein-coupled receptor activity. Gene Ontology annotation, cellular component: plasma membrane. Gene Ontology annotation, biological process: G protein-coupled receptor signaling pathway. Lineage: Eukaryota; Metazoa; Chordata; Lepidosauria; Squamata; Lacertidae. The record is from RefSeq and is a predicted model, not a curated record.